AUGGCACCACACGCAGAAGACGGCGUCGGUCACGCGAAUGGGUUCGAUGUGAAGGCGGCUCCCAAGGAUCUCUUUGUUGUCAGCUCUCCUAACGUAGAGUAUACCGAGGAUACCAUCAAGUCAAAGUACACUUACCGUACCACCGACGUUACUAAGAACGCCGACGGCAAGUAUGUUGCUGUUCCCAAGGAGACUCUCUACGACUUCAAGGUCGACCGCAAGAUCCCCAAGACCGGUGUUAUGCUGGUUGGCUGGGGCGGCAACAACGGCACUACGGUCACCGCCGGUAUCAUCGCGAACAAGCGAAACCUCGUUUGGGAGACCAAGGAGGGUAAGCGAGGCGCUAACUACUAUGGUUCGGUCAUCAUGGGAUCUACCACCAAGCUCGGCGUCGACAGCAAGACCGGUCAGGAGAUCCACAUUCCAUUCCAUGACCUCCUGCCUAUGGUCCACCCCAACGACCUUGUCGUUGGUGGAUGGGACAUUAGCGGGAUGAACCUUGCUGAAGCGAUGGACCGCGCUAAGGUCCUGUCGCCGUCUCUGAAGUCUCUUGUACGUAAGGAGAUGGGCGCAAUGAAGCCUCUGCCUAGCAUCUACUACCCAGACUUCAUUGCUGCCAAUCAGGAGGAGCGUGCCGACAAUGUCCUUGAGGGUACCAAGGCUUCCAUGGCCCAUGUUGAGCAGAUCCGCAAGGACAUUCGUGACUUCAAGACUGCCAACAAUCUCGACAAGGUCAUUGUGCAAUGGACUGCUAACACUGAGCGCUACGCCGACAUCAUUGAGGGCGUCAACGACACGGCGGACAACCUGCUAAAAGCCAUUGAAUCUGGCCACGAGGAGGUUUCUCCAUCCACUGUCUUUGCCGUUGCCUCGAUUCUUGAGGGCGUCCCCUUCAUCAACGGCUCUCCCCAGAAUACGUUCGUUCCUGGCGCUAUCCAGCUCGCUGAGAAGCACAAUGCCUUCAUUGGUGGCGACGACUUCAAGUCUGGUCAGACCAAGAUGAAGUCUGCUCUAGUCGACUUCAUGAUCAGCGCCGGUAUCAAGCUCACCUCCAUUGCUUCAUACAACCACCUAGGCAACAAUGACGGCAUGAACCUCAGCUCUCAGAAGCAAUUCCGUUCCAAGGAGAUUUCCAAGUCCAACGUCGUCGACGAUAUGGUCGCUGCGAACAACGUCUUGUACAAGGACGGUGAGCACCCUGACCAUUGCGUGGUCAUCAAGUACAUGCCCGCUGUUGGAGACGACAAGCGUGCUCUUGACGAGUACUACGCCGAGAUCUUCCUUGACGGCCACCAAACCAUCAGCUUGUUCAACGUCUGCGAGGACUCUCUCCUAGCUUCGCCUCUGAUCAUCGAUCUGGUUCUCGUCGCUGAGAUGAUGACUCGUGUCCAGUGGAAGGCUCACAGCGCAGAAGGCAGUGAUGCGAAGUUCAAUAACUUUCACAGCGUCCUCAGUGUCCUCAGUUACAUGCUCAAAGCUCCUCUCACCCCUCCUGGCACACCUGUUGUCAACGCUCUUGCUAAGCAGCGCGCGGCUCUCACCAACAUCUUCCGCGCCUGCGUCGGUCUCGAGCCGGAGAACGACAUGACCUUGGAGCACAAGCUCUUCUAG
Messenger RNA from Alternaria atra, 1611 nucleotides. RefSeq lists its product as uncharacterized. Gene Ontology annotation, biological process: phospholipid biosynthetic process; inositol biosynthetic process. The record is from RefSeq and is a predicted model, not a curated record. NCBI's taxonomy places the organism in Eukaryota, Fungi, Ascomycota, Dothideomycetes, Pleosporales, Pleosporaceae. Gene Ontology annotation, molecular function: inositol-3-phosphate synthase activity. Bases 1 to 1611 code for a protein of 536 amino acids. The transcript is spliced from 2 exons. Gene Ontology annotation, cellular component: cytoplasm.